Messenger RNA from Eurypyga helias (sunbittern), 267 nucleotides. RefSeq names its product serine/threonine-protein phosphatase 4 regulatory subunit 4-like. The annotation marks the transcript as partial. The transcript is spliced from 3 exons. Gene Ontology annotation, cellular component: protein serine/threonine phosphatase complex; cytosol. The record is from RefSeq and is a predicted model, not a curated record. Gene Ontology annotation, molecular function: protein phosphatase regulator activity. NCBI's taxonomy places the organism in Eukaryota, Metazoa, Chordata, Aves, Eurypygiformes, Eurypygidae.
AUGGAUUUUAGUCAGAGCAAUUUGUUUGGAUACAUAGAAGACCUGCAGGAACUAACUAUUAUGGAGAGGCCGGUACGCAGGAGCCUGAAGACACCAGAAGAAAUAGAAAGAUUGACAGUUGAUGAAGAACUCAGUGAUACUGAAAGGGCUGUUUAUCUGCUCAGUUCUGGCCAGGAUAUCCAAGGAACAAGUGUGGUGGCAAAUCUUCCAGUUCUGAUGCGACAGAAUCCUGCAGAAACACUUCGUCGGGUUUUACCAAAAAUCAGA